UUUUAUUUUCCUUUAUCGGUUCAGCCAGAUUGACCUGCGGAGUAACGUGCACUAAUAUUAGAACAAAUUUCAUUAAAGCGUUUACUUGCUGCUUAAAUUAAGCAAUAUUUAUAAGUUUUAUUCGAUGCGUAGGUAUUGCUAUACUACUCUAAAUGCGCAAAUAAUUUCAAAGUGAGAAAAAAAUACACGGAUUCUGCUAGAAAUUAGCAUCGGUGUUGGCGUUGGCGUUAGGCUAAUCAAAGAUGGAAGAGAUAAAGAAUAUUGCGCUGGGCAUAUUUUACGGCUUGUGGGAUAGCAUCAAAGGGAUGACAUUGUUACUACAUAUUGAUGAAGAGAUUCACAAAAUAAAUGCCGAGAAGGAAGCUGAGAAGCAGCGUCGCAUUCGAGAGAGAGAACGCCGCAUGCAUCGCAGUCCAUCGCCAACACCUUCGUCAGCUGCGGCAAUGGCUCGAGAGGAGUUGCGAGAUCUUUUGCAGUUAAGUGAGCCAGAAAAACCAGACGAACGCAGUUUAAAUAGUAUACUCAAACGUGCAAAAGAGAAUGAACAGAGUGAACCAAAACCGGAAAGAAAAAUUGCAAAGCAGGUUCUAAGAUGCUGCCUUCUAAAUGCUGGUUUUACAUGGCUGAGUAUCAUUUUGUUUGAACAUCUAAUUUUGCCAUCGAUUAGAUUUUGUUUAAGCUUACUUUACGGCAACCAUACGUCUGAUCUAAAUGUUGUGUGGGGUUGGGUGCAACCAAUACUAUCGAUUGUGUUCGGAAUGAUGUGGAUAUUGCCCAUCUUUCUGCUAAGCAAAAUUGUCAGCUCUCUGUGGUUUACAGAAAUCGCCAAUGCUGCUUAUCGCGUGCGUAAAGGGCCACCGCAGUUGAUACCCAAUAUCAGCAAGCUAAUUGCAGAUUUUCUAUUCAAUUUGAUGGUGCAGGCAUUUUUUCUAAUGCAGAGCACGUUUGUCAGCUUUUUGCCUCUACCCUACAUAGCCAAGGCUUUAUACUUUUUACACCUAAGUCUACUCUAUGCGCUAUAUUCGUUUGAGUACAAAUGGUUCAACAUGGGUUGGGAGUUACAUCGUCGCCUUAGCUACAUCGAAAACAACUGGCCAUAUUUUUGUGGUUUUGGCAUACCGUUGACAAUACUUACCAACAUGAGCAGCUCCGUCAUUGCAAACAGCUGUAUAUUCAGCAUCUUUUUUCCGCUUUUCAUAUUGAGUGGCAACGAGGCCAUACCCAUCGUCGGCACCACAAAAUAUCCUCUGCGCCUCUUUACGCCUGUGAUUUUCGUAUCGAACUUAUUGUUUACGCGUGGACGUCCUGCAAAGUUGACUGCCGCCAAGUUGGCACAACAAAAGAAGCAACUGUUAAUGCAGCAGGAAAAACAACUCCAACAGCAUAUGUUGCUGCAACAGCGCAUCGAAGAGGAAUAUAUAGGUCGCAGUUACAGUCGCCAACCAGAAAAGGAAAUCACUGAGGAAUCACAUCAUCUAUUACAGCGUCAGCAAUCCCACUCGCCGUCGCUAACCACAGGACCAUAUCGCUACCAACAGCCGCCAUCACAACCGCGCGUACCAUCGACAAUGCACGCUACUAAUGCUUUCCUUGAUCGUGACCAUUUCAUGGGCGGCAUGCCACCAAUCAUGCCUACAAUAAGGCCUAGAGCUCCAUCAUCUGCCAGCUCGUCGGCACACUCGGCGCAAACAGUUCUUCGCAGGUAGUCGAACAAUUUUGUUUUAAAUUUAAGAUUUGUGCAGCUGGCGAUUACAAAAUGUGAACGACUUAACAAAUUGACUGCUGCAAAAUCAGCGAACUUUAACUGAAUUUCAUUCAUAUGGACUUUAAAGUGUGAUCAUUAUCGUUUAGUUUCGGUUUAGGUAUAUACUACAUACCUACAUACACAUAAGAUAAGGAACGCUUUAUAUGCUUGUUUCGCUAUAAGUAAUUAUAUAAGUAAUAAUUACCCCUUUCAUUUAGCAAUCCUGAUAUUGACAUUGACUCGAGCAUACAAAAAAUGUAUUUUGUAGAUGCUUAUUCUUUAUAUGUAUAUUUAAACGCAUAUUUUCGCAAAUUAGGUAUAAAAUGUAUAUCGUAACAUAAACAAAUCGGACAAUUUUUUACUGUCGCACGUUUUAUAUAAGUAUAUACAUACAUACAUACAUGUGGAAACGCGCAAUGAAUAAUUUGAAUAAAUUGCAAUAAAUCAACUUUUUUUAAAAUA
Messenger RNA from Anastrepha ludens (Mexican fruit fly), 2206 nucleotides. RefSeq names its product etoposide-induced protein 2.4 homolog (gene tank). NCBI's taxonomy places the organism in Eukaryota, Metazoa, Arthropoda, Insecta, Diptera, Tephritidae. The record is from RefSeq and is a predicted model, not a curated record. Bases 243 to 1706 code for a protein of 487 amino acids. Gene Ontology annotation, biological process: macroautophagy. Gene Ontology annotation, cellular component: endoplasmic reticulum. The transcript is spliced from 4 exons.